UUUUGAAUUAGACAUGUGGAUGUGACAAUUUAAAACAUGCUUUUUAGUUUAUAAGUACUUAAUAAUUAAUUGACAAGUUUAAAAAAAUAAUAAUUAAAAUGAAAUUUUUAUCAGAAACAUUCGUAAAUCAUUGCUAUAAGCGAAAUGCAAAAUCUGGCUUACGUAUCAAUAAACGAAUAGUUCAAGGAUACCUUCGUCGUGAUAUACAUUGUGGAAUUGUGAAAUGUAAAUUAUGUACAAAUACGAGCAACACAAAUGAACCGGUUUUGGAUCAAAAUCCAAAAACCGAUAGUACGGUGUAUUCGAAUUACUAUAUUGUACCGGAUACAGAAACACUUUUCAAUCAAAUUGAUAUUUUUGAAGAUGAAUCCGUGGAAAAUGUUAUUAUUUGUAUGUCCGUUUUAAAAUUAUUACAGUCACGCAGUAGUGUCAUUUAUAAACGAAUUUUGGAUGUAGCGGCAAAUGUUAAUCGAAAAUUUUAUAUUUACGAUGAUCAACAUUCUGAGUUCACAUACGUUGAGCGAUCGUUAUCAAAAUUGAAAGCAGAUCAUAAAAAGUUACUUCUAAAAUCCACUUUAAGUUUUUAUGUACAGCAUGUUCAAGCAACAUCAAAAUCAACAUGCUUUGUUGUUUUAACGCGAGAUGAGGAAUUGGAAAAUGCGUUUACUGAAAAUAAAGAUCGUAUACAUUUUUGUAAAGUUGAAGAUUACAUUCAAACGUUGAACGCAUCGAAAGGCGUUUUGGAAAUAAAGUUACGUGUUAAAGAUGAUCAAGCUAAACGGCCAGAAAAUUUCCGUGAAAUAUUCCCACCGUAUUUAACAAAUGAACAACUUUUUACAGGAAUAAGACGUGGUGAUGUAUUACAGGGAACUUUUCGUGUCAGUGGCCAUAAUUUUUUGGAAGGAUAUGUUACGGUUGAUUCAUUUGAUAAACCAAUUUUAAUUAGCGGUUACAAACGAUUAAAUCGUGCUAUCGAUGGUGAUGUUGUUGGCUUAAAGUUGCUACCUAAAGAAGAAUGGCUAAGACCAGUUGAUAUCGUUGUUGAAGAUGACGCUGAUGCAACUUUAGAAGAACUUGAACAGAAAACAUUGGAAGAGACCCAAAAGAACAAAGAAAAGUCAGAUAAAGAUUGUGUGGCAACUGGACAGAUUGUUGGUAUUAUUCGUCGUAAACAUGGCCAAUGUUGUGGGAUCAUAAUGCGUAGUCAACGUUUUCAUUCGUCCAGACAUUUGUUUAUACCAGCGGAUCGUAAAUAUCCACGUGUUCGAAUCGAUACCAACAACAUCGAUAAUUUAGUUGGUAAAAAGUUAAUAAUCGCGUAUGAUGAUUGGCCGCUACAUUCAAGAUAUCCAUUUGGUCACUUUGUUCGGAUUAUUGGUGAAGCGGGAGAUAAAAAUGUUGAAAAUGAAGUACUUUUAUUGGAGCAUGAUGUGCCUUAUGCAAGCUUUUCACAAAGUGUGCUUAGAGAUUUACCAGCAGUUCCUUGGAUUAUCACAGAUGAGGAUCGUGCUAAACGUGUUGAUCUGCGUGAUUUAAAUAUAUGUUCCGUGGAUCCACCAGGCUGUACAGAUAUCGACGACGCUUUGCAUUGCUUUAAGAAUCCAGACGGAACAUUUAACGUGGGUGUACAUAUAGCUGACGUAUCACAUUUCGUGCGUCCAAAUACCGCCAUCGAUGCUGAAGCAAAGAAUCGUGGUACUACUGUUUAUUUAGUGGACCGUCGUAUCGAUAUGGUACCAGAAUUAUUGAGUUCCGAUCUAUGCUCGUUACGUGAAAACGUUGAACGUUUUGCAUUUUCAUGCGUAUGGGCUUUGGACAAAAAUGCCAAAAUUUUAAACACAACUUUUCAUAAAAGUAUCAUCAAAUCACGCAACUCGUUCACUUACGAAGAAGCUCAACUACGAAUCGACGAUAAAUCGAAACAAGACGACAUCACAAAAUCUCUACGCUAUUUAAAUCAACUAGCGAAAAUUCUGAAACGUGAACGAUUAGCGAAUGGUGCUUUGGUUUUAUCAUCUCCAGAAGUGAAGUUCCAUGUGGACAGUGAAACCCACGAUCCAAUCGAUGUUAAUGUUAAAGUCAUUUUGGAUACAAUGUCUAUGAUUGAGGAGUUCAUGUUGUUGGCGAAUAUCUCUGUUGCCAAGAAAAUUUAUGAAGAUUUCCCUGAAUGUGCGGUCCUACGUCGACAUCCAGAACCACCUGUUGCUAAUUUUGAACCAUUAGUUAAGGCUGCACAAAGUCAAGGUAUUACGAUAAAAAUUGGAAGUGGUAAAGAACUGGCUGAUUCAUUGAACAGAGGAAUAAAGAAGGACAAUCCAGAUUUUAAUAAUAUGCUUCGAAUUCUGGCUACUCGUUGCAUGCAACAAGCUGUUUACUUCUCUAGUGGAAUGUUCAAUUACAAAGAAUACUUCCAUUAUGGUUUAGCGGUUGAAAUUUAUACACAUUUUACGUCGCCAAUUCGUCGUUACGCUGAUAUUAUGGUACAUCGAUUACUAGCCGCCACAAUUGGUGCAGAUACUACAUAUCCUGAAUUAUUGGAUAACAAGAUCUCAUCGAAAAUUUGCGAUAAUUUAAAUUUUCGUAAUCGAAUGGCUCAAUAUGCGGGUCGUGCUUCUGUUGCACUCAAUACUCAUCGUUUCUUCAAGAAUAAAGUAUUCGAAGAAGUUGGCAACAUAUUAUUUGUGCGUAAGAAUGCGCUACAAGUUCUUAUCCCGAAAUUUGGUUUAGAAGGUACAGUUUUCCUAGAACCACCACCUGGUUAUACCAACGAUAAUAAACGAUAUUAUCCAAAAUUCGAGUACAAUGAAGAGUUACAAAUUCAAACAAGUUCGACUGGUAUACAAUUGAAGGCAUUCGAUAAAGUUGUUAUUCGAUUAGAAGUCGAUUCCACGAAUAUUCAACGUGAAAAAAUUGUAUUUUCAAUGAUACAACCACUCGCCGUUGGAUUGUUAAAAACUGAAGUGGAUAAGGUGCUUCAAGAAACUACAAAAAACACAACUGCUACGGCUACGGCCACGGGUAUGGAUUGCGACUAAAUUCAUCAAUUAGUAUUUUUGUAAAAAUCAAAAAAUUCUACA
Molecule: messenger RNA, 3077 nt
Organism: Chrysoperla carnea
Lineage: Eukaryota; Metazoa; Arthropoda; Insecta; Neuroptera; Chrysopidae
Gene: Dis3
Product: exosome complex exonuclease RRP44
Exons: 10
Coding region: 99-3035 (978 amino acids)
Biological process (GO): rRNA catabolic process
Cellular component (GO): cytoplasmic exosome (RNase complex); nuclear exosome (RNase complex)
Molecular function (GO): RNA binding; 3'-5'-RNA exonuclease activity; endonuclease activity
Source: RefSeq, a predicted model, not a curated record